AUGGAGGAUCUUAACAUCUACAUCCUCACAUCAAACUGUGCACGGACUCUUAUUGAUGUUGACUUAUUUGCCGACCAUUUCUUCGAUGCGCUAUCUGCAGAUGCACGGGGCUUAGGAGCCCCCGAGCUGAUCGUGCUCUCGCUCCAGGAGAUCGCUCCAAUCGCAUAUUCAUUCUUGGGUGGGGCAUAUCUAACACCAUACUUUGAUGCUUUUGUGCGAACAGUCAAGAAGGCAACUGCCAAAUCAUGGAAUGAGGCCUAUGUGAAUCUGGUCAAGGACCAUACGGGCAUGACCGGAUUGAUGGUCUUUGCGCGGGCAGACAUCAUUGACAAAAUUCCUUGGGUCGAUACUGCGCAUGUUGGAUUUGGAAUUCAGGAAAUGGGGAAUAAGGGUGCUGUCGGGGCACGUCUGGGGUAUGUGGCGGGAAGUAAUCCAUCUAAGACUGUGGAAUUGACUUUUGUCGCGGCCCACCUGGCACCUAUGGAGAAUGCCUUGAAGCAGAGAAAUACGGACUGGCAAAGUAUUGUCGAACGGCUGGUGUUCUCUCACCAAAACACUUCACCGAUGGCCGUGGGGCAAGAAAGUUCCGAUGAGAACACUGCUCUUCUGGCUGAUCACGAGUCAUCGCAUGAAGCGGAGACCAGUCGUCGGGAUCUCUUUGCGCCCAACUCCUACGUCUUCCUGGCGGGGGAUCUAAAUUACCGAACGUCAGAUGUUAGCCCGUCAAAAGCAGACAUUGUCCACUUUCCUCGACAAGGUGUCCCUCGUGAGGAUCCUGCGCAUUACUCGCAUCUCCUUAAGGAGGAUCAGCUGAUACGGGAGAUGCGUGAAGGGCGCUGCUUUCACGGGUUGUCCGAAGCACCCAUUGACUUCCCCCCGACUUACAAAUACUCUGGCGCGGCGCAGCAGGCUGCGCGUCUCAGUCUAAUCAACGGAGAGUCAGAGACAGAGUGGAAAUGGUCAACCCACCGCUGGCCGAGCUGGUGUGACCGGAUCCUCUACCUGGAUAGUCCUUCCUGGGCCAGAGAAGGAGGACAAGUCAAACCGCAUGCAUACAAUGCACUUCCUCUCUUCCCUCACUCAGACCACCGGCCUGUUGCAUUGGCGGUGACCGUCCCUCUGAAGGCUUCAGAUCUAUCGGAGACAGAUCACGAGGGGUCUGGAGCCCACUCAGUAGCUCCAUUUACAAUUGACCCCAGCUGGCGGUCUCGGAGAGAUGCUGCUCGACAGAAGGAGAUAGUGGUCGGAUUUCUCGCAUAUCUGGGUUUGACCUGGGAAGGAAAUGGGAUGCUACUUGCAUCGACACUUGGGUUAAUCGGUGCAUGGGUUCUUCUUCGGUCUCUCUAG
Messenger RNA from Penicillium odoratum, 1347 nucleotides. Its product is annotated as putative inositol 5-phosphatase. NCBI's taxonomy places the organism in Eukaryota, Fungi, Ascomycota, Eurotiomycetes, Eurotiales, Aspergillaceae. Bases 1 to 1347 code for a protein of 448 amino acids. Gene Ontology annotation, biological process: phosphatidylinositol dephosphorylation. Gene Ontology annotation, molecular function: phosphatidylinositol-4,5-bisphosphate 5-phosphatase activity. The record is from RefSeq and is a predicted model, not a curated record. The transcript has a single exon.